UCCUUGGUAUAUUCCAGGGGCUGGAUUGCCCUUGGUUUGAUUUGAUAGAAUUUAGAUACAAAUAGUUGCCAAUGUGGUCGCGUGGCAUAUUUCCCUUUACGGGCGUUAUUUCACGCUAUUCGUGCAGGUCUAGUUUCCUUUGUGAUAUUAAGCGCAACUUUUGUACUACCGCUAGUGUGGUGACUCACCAACGCUCGUUGCGCAACGUAUUGAAGUUAUCUUCUGUAUGUCUUGUUGGUACUGGUUUAUACUACUACUACGGCCGGGGAAACCUACCUUUUUUAUUUUCUAUUCCACUUGAGCAUAUAGAUGAGGAAAAAUUCGAUGGCACUGAUAAUGUUGUUGUAGUUCUGCUUGGCGGCAACCGCCGUAAACAUUACCCUCGUCGGCAAAUUGAGCUAUUGCAAUCAAUAGUUCCCAAGGGCGUCCGUAUAUGCUACACUGUGAAGGAGGGUGGCGACUACUCCAACCCUCCUGCAAUGCUUUACAAGGGUAUGCGCAAGCAAUUUUACGGUUCAUUGGAUUUAACUGAUAAAUCGCAAUUUGAUGCUCUUAAGGCUGACAUGAUAGAAUUCUUUCAGCCUGUAUCGCAGGACUAUUCCAAGUUACAUCAGGACACUAGGAAUCCCGAGUUUGUUACAUACAACACCUUUCAGGAGCGUGUAGUUCGUGAAGCUACCCCUCGUGCUCCUAUAGUAUUACAGUUAUAUGAGAAGGGAUGUUUCCUUUGUUUUUUAAUGCGUCCUUUUAUUAAUAGCGUGAAUCGUCAUUUACAGGAGAUUAAGAGUCCUGUAAGAAUCAAACGGCUGGAUAUUGAAUCUAACGACUUUCCUUCUGGGUGCCCGAUAACUCGUGCUACUCCUACUUUCGUUCUAUUUAAUGGACGCCCUACUGGCGACAAGUGGUCUGAAUUUAAACCUCGUGAUUUUGUUCGUAAAUUAGCAGAGAUUGCCCAUUUGGAUUCCAGGAGUCAAUCCUAUUUGGAAUCCUUGACUGAUGAUGUAUCACGUCGUUUUGCUUUGUUCGGUCGUUGGGCUCAUUGGGUAUCGCAAUCACAAUCUAUUCAGGAGCGUGUUCUUACGGGUCAGCCGGUGAAUGAGGACGAGAUACAAUCUCGUGUUUUGAACUCUUUGAUGCUACUAGACAUGGAGCGUCACGAUGACCUGGAAUCUAACUUGAAAGGCCUGCAUAGUGACAUUACAUCUGCUGAGCAGGACUGCUUAGCUGUAGUUCAGGUAAUGGCUGAUGAGAUUCUCCGUUCUGAGCGUGGUGGCUAAAUGUCACUGCAACACUGAUGUUUACUGUAUAAUGCAUGUCUAC
This is a messenger RNA of Babesia bovis T2Bo, 1320 nucleotides long. RefSeq lists its product as uncharacterized. The transcript is spliced from 2 exons. The coding region runs from base 72 to 1277 and encodes 401 amino acids. Lineage: Eukaryota; Apicomplexa; Aconoidasida; Piroplasmida; Babesiidae. The record is from RefSeq and is a predicted model, not a curated record.